UUAGGUGUCUUUAGCGUUGCCUGCGCAGAAAGGGCCCAGCCGCCGUCUGCUUGCGUGCGGCUCUGGUGCAGGCGGUGUGGUGGGCAGCUACCCCCUGUCCAGGGCCCUGCGGCUGGCCCGGAUACAGCAGGGCCAUGCGGGGCCGCGCGGCAGGCUCUGUUGACCCCAGGCUGAAGCAGCGGAUCAGACAGUAUUUAAUUAGUAAUAAAUGUGGCCAGUACGUGGACAUUGGUGUGAUAGCAGCUGAUUUGCAGAAAACGUAUAGUGCAGAGUAUGGACGAAGGAAAAGAAAUGCCUUUAGAAUACAGGUUGAGAAAGUGUUUGAGAUAAUCUGUAGUGAGAAUGAAUCUGAGAAUUUAUCAGCUUUAGAAGAUGAACAUGUAGCAAAAAGAGCAAGACACAGACGAGAAGAGAAUGAAAAUACAGAAAGCUCCAUGGAUGAGUUGGACGAUGAUUAUCCAGAACAUCCAUCUCAGAAUCACAUGAACAGCUCCUUGUUGACCUUAUACCGGAAAGAAAAUCCUGAUUCUGUCCCAGGAACUCCAAAGAAUGAGCUGACAGAAACAAGCACCCCUGUUCAAGUGACAGCACCCCAACCAAGUGCCCUUACCUCUGGAACUCCACUUGAGACCAGAAUCUCUGAAGGUGGCUGGUUUAUUGAUAAAAACCCAAGUAGAAAAGAUGUGGACUUUUUCACUGACCUUUGUGAGGAAGGAAAUGAAGAAAAACUGAUUUCUGAGAAAUCAAAAGAUUUCUCUCUUUUGGAGAGUGAAAGAAGGAAGACAAAGGGUAAGCGAGAAAGACGAAGGAAAGAGGAUUCCCAGGAUGUAGAUGGUGAAAUACAAUCUGCACUGCGUAAGCAGAAAGCUAAAUCUAAAGGACCAGAGUUGCUUCACCCUUCAGUGAAAUUUGAAGAUGUGGGAGGCAAUGAUGAAACGCUGAAGGAAGUCUGUAAAAUGCUGAUACACGUACGUCACCCUGAAGUCUACAACCACUUAGGUGUGGUCCCACCUCGGGGAUUUCUUUUACAUGGACCACCAGGAUGUGGAAAGACGCUACUAGCACAGGCGAUUGCUGGGGAGCUUGAACUACCAAUCCUCAAAGUAGCAGCUACUGAGAUGGUGUCAGGAGUGUCAGGGGAAUCUGAACAGAAGCUGAGAGAAUUGUUUGAACAUGCUGUGUCCAAUGCACCAUGCAUCCUUUUCAUAGAUGAGAUUGAUGCUAUCACCCCAAAGAGGGAAGUUGCAUCGAAAGACAUGGAGCGAAGAAUUGUGGCCCAGUUACUAACCUGCAUGGAUGAUCUGAACAAUUUGCCUGCUUCUGCUCAGGUCCUAGUCAUUGGAGCAACUAACAGGCCAGAUUCGCUGGAUCCAGCACUGAGGCGAGCUGGAAGAUUUGAUCGAGAAAUUUGUCUAGGGAUUCCUGAUGAAGCAGCUAGAGAAAAAAUUCUACAGACAUUGUGUCGAAAACUUAAGCUCCCUGAAUCUUUUGAUUUUCAUCACUUGGCUCACAUGACUCCAGGCUAUGUAGGUGCAGAUUUGAUGGCACUUUGUCGUGAGGCAGCCAUGUGCACAGUGAACAGGGUCCUGAUAAAUUCAGAAGGGCAAAAAUGGAAGGAGACAGAGGCUGGAAAAGCAGUGAGUGAACAAAGCAUUGAAAAUGGAGAAGUACCAGUCAAAAGGCAGCCAGAGCUUGUAAAGGAUGAAUUGCAGAAACUGCUGGAAUUGCUUAAAGAGCAGGACCCCUUGGUAGAGGAGCAGCUGCAGAAGCUCUGCAUUGAGAUGAAUGAUUUUAUUGUUGCACUGUCCUCAGUGCAGCCCUCUGCCAAGAGAGAAGGCUUUGUCACAGUUCCUGAUGUGACAUGGGCAGAUAUUGGAGCUCUGGAGGACAUUCGGGAGGAGCUUGCCAUGGUUAUACUGGCACCUGUUCGGAAUCCAGAGCAGUUCAGGGCUCUUGGCCUGACUGCUCCAGCUGGUGUACUACUUGCGGGGCCUCCUGGAUGUGGAAAAACAUUACUGGCCAAGGCUGUGGCAAAUGAGUCUGGGCUGAACUUCAUCUCUGUGAAAGGUCCAGAACUGUUAAAUAUGUAUGUCGGUGAAAGUGAGCGUGCUGUACGUCAGGUAUUUCAGAGGGCCAGGAAUUCUGCUCCUUGUGUUAUAUUUUUUGAUGAAGUGGAUGCAUUGUGUCCCCGGAGGUCAGAUCGCGAGGCAGGUGCUAGUGUUCGUGUGGUGAACCAGUUAUUAACUGAGAUGGAUGGUCUGGAAAAUCGUCAACAGGUUUUCAUUAUGGCUGCCACCAACAGGCCAGAUAUAAUUGAUCCAGCAAUCUUGCGACCUGGCAGACUGGAUAAAACACUCUACGUGGGUUUGCCACCUCCUGCAGAUCGAUUUGCCAUCUUGAAGACUAUCACUAAAGAUGGUACUCAGCCUCCAUUGGACACGGAUGUAAACCUUGAAGCAAUUGCUUAUGAUCAGCGCUGUGAUUGUUACACCGGGGCAGAUCUUUCUGCUCUAGUGCGUGAAGCUUCUCUUUGUGCCUUGAGACGAGAAAUGGCCUUGCAGAAGAGCAAAAGCAGGAAAGGAGAAAUCAAGAUUGGACAAAAACACUUCGAAGAAGCUUUUAAGAAAGUGAAAUCAUCAAUAUCAAAAAAGGAUCAGAUAACAUAUGAAGAGCUACGUCAGUCACUGAGCAGGUGAAAGACAAAAUAAUUCUGCUAUGUUGAAGAAGCUCAUAGUGACUGAGCCUGAUCCAAGUUUAUUUCCUCAAAGACAACUGGAAAGAAGCUGCACCUGGUUUCUUUUGACUUCUUAAAGGAGUAUUGCAGCUGAAGAAACCUGCAAGGAUCUAGAUGCCAUUUUAUCAGAGUCCAUACUUUAACAAUUGUAAAAGUAAAACAUCCAAGGGGAUCCUUUUCUCCAGUUCUGCUUACUGUCAAUGAAGCUAUAGCAUACCUUAAACUGAGCAAACAGUUUAUGUAGAAUUUUAUAGAUGAAAUUUGGAAAGCAACUACAUUUUCAAGAAGUUGAGCAUUCCUUUUUCCAGCAUUAUUCUAUAAGGAGAAAGCCACAAAAGCAGUCUGGAAAAGUGUUAUGCCACAUGCUCUUGCAUCACUGAGUCUUCCUUUUCCAAACUGAAAGCAAAACUGCCUUGACAUUUUGAGCCAGCAUAACUUUGAGAAGCCUCCCUAUCACUUUAUCAAAAGAAAUAGCCUCCAGAGGGCAAGUUAUUUUAAAGUAACCUGUAUGCAAAGGAGUAAAAAACAGAAAUUUGCGAACCCUUCAUAAUGCUGGUGCAGGGAAAUUCUCUUUUAAGGAAGCACUGAAUUUUACUGUUUUUAAUGCAUCUAGAAAGCUGAGCUCAAGUAUCUGUGAAAAGAGAGAAGAAAUUGUGACUAUCAGAAAUACAAGCAAAAAGUGGAUGAUGCUGUGCGCUAUGGUACCAGUGCUAUUACUGAUUUGAGUUGCUCUUAAUUUAGUAUGUCCAGACAAGAAUCCUCCAGGGGAGGAGAAUUUUCCCAUUGUUCUAGCACGGAUCAGGUGAGGGCUCCCAGUUGACAUUUUACCCCAAUAAUUUUCUAAAAAAAAAUGUACUUUUAAACCACUUUUGUGUCAGGACAUGUGUUUCAACCAGGCAUCUAGGAUUUUCAGUUUAGAUGACUAGUUGAAAUUCCUGCAACUUGUUAAAUAUUUGUUUCCAGCUUGUUGCCAAGAGGAUCUUAGCUUAUUAAAGUGAUUUUUUUUUUUUUAUCCAGCUUGUUGGACUCCUGUUAUAUUUUUUUAGCUUCCUCAAUAGAUCAAUGACCUCAGUUUCACUUUUGCUUGCAGCUGUUAUUUCAGUUCUUGAUGCUUCAGUGUUUGCUUUUAAACACUGGAGAAAGAGUUGAAUACAGUUCAUAUCAGAGAUUCUUUUCAGGGCUUAACUAAGCUAUGUUGAGUGGUUUCUGUGUUGGGCCAUAAUCUAGAAAGAGGAUCACGACUUCCCUGCCUGUCUGAACAAGUUGAAACUGGAUUAUAAGAAAAAAAAACACUGUAGUAUCUUAAGGCUGACAAAGUGUAACUACUGAAAGCUAUAAGCAUUCUGCACAUCUUUCCUUCUGAAAAAAAUGUUUUUUAAAAAGGGGCAUGUUUUGCUAAGCAGGAGAAAUAUUUGAAGCAAACUUGGCUCUAAUUGUUACUCAUCAUAAAAAAGCCUCUCCUUUACUUUACCAGAGCUGUUGAUGUCUUAGUCAAAUGUGUAAUAAGUAAAACACGUGGUUAUGGUACAUACAGUAACAGGAAAGCUUUUCUGCUACUUGGUUAUCUGCCAAACCACUGAAUUGUAAAAAUUGGUGAUAUUUCCAAAUUGUAACAUUUGUAUCGAUUUUUGUUAAACCUGUCUUGUAAGUGUUGGCCUUAUUGAAUCAAUAGCCCUGUACUACAGGGCUUUUUUCUCAGGUUCUCUCAAGAAGGGGCUAUGGUUACGGCAUUCUACAGGUUGGAAGAGCUUGUAUAGAAACACUGACUAAAUAUGGCAAGGCUACCAUCUGAUUAAAUAUGUCUGGAGAGAAAGGACCAUUCAUUUCAUGCCGAUGUAAUCUUGAAGGAAAUGGAGCUGCCCAUUUUUGCUCUUCAGAAGCCUCUGGUCAGAGUAUUAAAGGACAGAGCUCACAUGCUUGAGACCAGGAGUUGCUGACCAUUGUUAGCACAGGAAGCACAGGCUUAUGUUAGCUGUGAAGUUGUUUUAUAAAUAACGCAUUUCAGUUUUUUACUAUAAAAAAGAGAGAACCCAAAACAACCCUGACAAUAACUUCCCUUUUUAGUUUGUUUUGCAGUAAACAAUAAUUGAAUCAUGCACUACAAUUCAACUGAAAAUGACCAGACUAAUUUUAUAAGUCUCUUCCUUUUUCAUGUAUGUGUUGCUUGUGCUAAGGGUCAGUUCAGUUACUGAUAAUGCAGUUGACAACCAUUUGUUUUUAAUCCAAUGUUGCUCAACCCCUGUAGAGUCAUGUCAUUCAGCCCAUGAGGCUCCCUGACUUGCAGGUCAGGAAAAUUGAUGGGAGGGGAGUGAUAGCAACAUUAAUUGCUUCUAGAACUGUGCCAAUUAGCAUUGCCACUGCUCUUCUGCUGCCAAAUUUCUGAACCUCUGGAAAGCCCUGUGGUCUGGGUAACAUAGCCCCCCUGCUCUGUGGCUGAAUCUGGUGUGCAAGGUUGCACUGGCAUGCUGGAUCACAUCUGUGGACUCACCCUGCCCCCUAACCCCACACUGGAUCCAACUGGUGGAUAAGAUCUCAUGCAUAGGAUCUGGCCCAUGGAUAGGCGCAGCAUUCCUCAUCCAUAGUGCAGGGUUGCAGAGGUUGAAUACCACUGGUUUAGUGUAAAAGAAAUAUUGUUCUUUUUUCAAAGAGGCACUUAACACUUAAGGAUAUUUUAUCCCACAUGUUAGUUACUAAUCUUCAAAAACAGGAACUCUUUUGAACUACCAGUACAACCCUGGUGGCAUAAAAUUGAGGUGCCAGGUGUCUAUCAAAGUCAGAAGAGGUACUUAGACAGCUGUGUAACUAAUAGCCCAUCCAACUGGUUUGGUUAAGGUACACCAGUUUCUGUAUUCAGUGGCACACCAAGGUACCCAUUUACAAAUGAGCCAGCUGGAGGAAAUAGACACAAGGUUCACCCAUUCUGCUACCAUGCACCAGCACCAGAGGUCUCUACUGACUGAAGGUUGUUUUUUCCUAAAUGUAAACUAACCUAUCAAGCUUAUUAUGGGUGCAACAUUAUAAUCAAGAGUGAAAAAUUAUAGGGAUUGCCAUUAAGAAUUAUCAUUCACAGUAAGAAAAUAAAAUGUUUUUGUAGAUAUGGAAACUGGUGCUUAGCCUAUUUGUAGACAAAGGCCACUGUUCGUGGUGGCAUCUGUACUUAUGCUGAGUUAAACCAGUGAUAGCUGGGAUGCUCUGUGUUUGGCAUGAAAUCUACGAUGCUGUGUGUCUGGAUCAUGGUCGGCAGAUCCCUUUAUGAAGAUAAGGACAAUUUCAGCUAAAAAAAACAAAACCCUAAUCCAAUACCUUGUUCAAGGCAAGAUUGUCUCUGACUAAAAGAGUCUCAGUCAAGUAUCUGUGUAACCUGCUCUUAAAAACAACCGAAGAUGGAGAUUCCACAACCUCUCUGGGCAACCUGUUCCAGUGCUUGGCCAUUAUCAUAAUGAUAAAUUUUCCUAAUAUCCAACCUAAAUUUCUACUGCUGCAACUUGAGAUCACUGCUCCUAAUCCUGCCCUCUGUGGCCAGAAAAGAGGCUAUCUCCAUUCUUUUUUAAAUCAUCCUUCAGGUAUUAGAAGACUGUUCAAAUUCUUCUUCAGUCCUCUCUUCUCCAGACUAAACAAUCCCAUUUCAUCUUUCCCUCAUAAAUCAUGUUUUCCUGGCCUCUAAUCAAUUUUGCUGUUAUUUGCUGGACUCCUUCCAAUCCGUCAACAUCUUUCUUUUCCUUUAGAUUUGAAAGGAACACUUCUAUUAAUACAGCCUAGCACAGCAAUGGCUCAUUCUGUUUCUGGUCCCCUGUGAUCCCUGCCCUCUCCUUCCUCUACCCCUUAGUCCUCUUCUGCAGUACUGCCAAUCUUUCCCCAGUCUGUACUUUUAAUGCAGUUGUUUCAUCCCAAGUACAGGACUCUGCACUUGUCCUUCUUGAAUUUCAUGAGAUUGAUUUUGAACCAUUUGUUCAGUUUAUCAAGACCAUUCUGAAUCCUAGCCCUGUGCUCCAGAGUGUCUGGAACUCUAGCCAACUUGGUGUUGUCUGCAAAAUUGCUGUGUACACUCAGUCCCAUCCUCUGAAAUAUUAAUGAAAUGUUAAGCAAUACUGGAAUCAGGAUAGAGCCCUAGGAAUCCCCACUUCAUACUUCCUUCCAGUUGGGCAUUGAACUGUUGCUGGCUACAUCAUACUUAAGCAUGAUGAUCUAACCAGUUUUGUAUCCAACUUGCAGUACUUUCAUCUAGUCUGUUUCCUUAGUUUAGAAAUGAGAAUGUAGUGGAAGGUAGUGUCAAAAGCCUUGCUAAAAUCAGGGUAUAACAUAUCUAUUGCUCUCCCUCCAUGUAUAGAGCCUGUCAUAAUGUCAUAAAAAGUAAUCAAGUUGGUCAGGUGUGAUUUGCUCAUGAUAAAUCUAUGCUGGCUAUUCCUGAUCAACCAGCUUAUUCUUAUCCAAGUACUUGGAGUCCUUGAUGACUUAUCCAUAAGUGUUCCUGCUAUGGAGGUCACAGUGAAUGAUCUGUAAUGCUAUGGAGCCCUGUUUAUUUUCCCCUUUUAACUUUAUUAAUUAAUCCAACUUAUCAAAUCACAGACUUAGCAUUUGAAAAUGCAUUCAAUCCCCUAAAAUAUACAUGAAGGUAGAGAUUUAUCUUCCAUCAACAGUGCUUCCUUAACCUAAGUUAGUGUCCUGCAGCAGUGACAACAUGGUCCCGAGCUAGGGCAGAGCAGGCAGGGGUGUGCAGGCAGUGGACUGUGGCUCUGCCCCGGCUCCAGACCACACUGUCACUGCUGCAAGAUCCCAGGCCCAAAGCAGCUCCACAACCAGCCACACACCCUGCCAACACUUCUGGGGCCAGUCUCCCUGGAAGCCCUGGCCCUGCCAUUGCUGGGGUCUUCAUAGAAACCAGCUGCAGUGACCUUGGCAGGGGGUGCUGGAAAACAGAGUCCAGCUGCCAGCUAGAUCCGCAAUUUUGCCCACUCCUGCUUUAGACUGUUACUUCCUGAUCCCCAGAUAUGAGUAAAAAAUCAAGUUUGUUCAAUUUUGUAUUAGCCUCAAGAGCUUUUCCUCCCUCUUUCUUCAUGUUUAUUUGUCUUCUGUGUUCGUACUUGGAGGUGGAAAGAGGGAUAAGUACCAAUGAUUAAACUUUCCAGUUGCAACACCCAAACCUAAAUAAAGUUUCUAAUAUCUAAUGUGUUUCUCACAUCUGUACCUCAUUUGGCACAGUACUGAAAGAAGAGGAAGGAUGGAAACAGCGUAGUAGACAAUGAUGUGCCAGGUCAAACACUGUAAACCACCUCUAGGUGUGAUCAUCUCUCUCUGCUGCUCAGUUCUUUUCAUGCGUCUUCUUGCUGCUCCACUUUCCCCAACAAGAGUCUGCUUAUGGGACCUUUGCACUCUGAAGCUUGGCUCCAGACUUGAUUGUUAACAGAUGUGGGAGAAUGUUUCUGCAGCCAGUUAUCUCCUUUUAUAAAUGAGAUUCAUAGUUGUGGUUCUACAGAUCCCCAACAGUGCAAAGUACAAAAGUUCCCAAGUCCUAAAUGGUGGUAUGCCAGUGCCUGAAAAUUGUUUCAUAGAUUUCAUAAACAGUAGGGCUGGAAGGG
Messenger RNA from Alligator sinensis (Chinese alligator), 8310 nucleotides. RefSeq names its product nuclear VCP-like (gene NVL). The transcript is spliced from 23 exons. Gene Ontology annotation, biological process: ribosome biogenesis. Gene Ontology annotation, cellular component: nucleus. The coding region runs from base 135 to 2696 and encodes 853 amino acids. NCBI's taxonomy places the organism in Eukaryota, Metazoa, Chordata, Crocodylia, Alligatoridae. The record is from RefSeq and is a predicted model, not a curated record. Gene Ontology annotation, molecular function: ATP hydrolysis activity; RNA binding; preribosome binding.